AUGAGCUCUCCUCCUUUAACUAUGACCAUGCAGAAUGAUGAAGAAAUUCUGAUUGACCAAUUGGAAGACCAAUUGAUAGACCAUCCAGACGCGUCUACGCAACUAUUCCUUGAUGCGUCGCUCGAUAAAGCAUUCCAAACCAAACUUAAUGCCAGAGCAGAAGAAUUAUCUACCCGAGAAAGUGAUCAACAGAACGAUCAUAUAUCAAAUUCCACCAAUGAAAUCAAUGAAGAUAACUUCAAGUUCGAUAAGACGGGAUAUCCGUAUUUAGUAACACGAUCACAUUUACAAUACGAGCAUUUUGAGUAUCAGGAUCUUGACGUUGAACUUUCAGAAUGGUUUGUUUUUAACGACUACCAGAUGUUUGGGGGGUUUGUUAGUUUGGUGUGUCCUGAAUCAGCCAAUGAAGAUCAGCAAUUGAGUGAAGCCAUUAAGGACUUAGAAGCGUCAAAGGAAAUGUUCGAGUCUCAACUGUUGGGUAGAGCUACUAGAAGAUUACUCUAUUACUCCUUUGGCAAAUAUGAUAUAUGUCAAGAUCGAUAUGAGCAGUUGACAUUGAUAGAGCAGAACAACUUGAAGCUUUAUCAGAUGGGAAUAGUUAAGCCAUUGGUGCGAUUAAUCAAGAAGUUUCUCGAGUCAAGACUUGAUGAUAAUGGUACUAGUAAGGGGAAACCAUUCACUAUAAAGGAACAAAAGGUCUUAUUUCAACUUUUAACGUUAUUAUAUUUCCUAUUGAAUGUAUUCUUAUUCAAUAAGGAUUUGGUGGAAUAUUUGGAAUUGAGAUCUGUGUUAUCAGAUUCCAAUCUUAUAACGUUAAUUGUUAGAUUUAUGGAUUAUUGGAAACUUCAUCCUAAUCCUACUUAUAGAUUACGGAAUUUAAUAUUCCUAUUAUGGAAACUAUUACUUAUUGAAAUGGGUGAUAUGGAGGAUUUAAAGAAGGCAGAUGCCUUUUUGGUUCAAUUGCAUAAUAUUAAGAAUAAACAAGAUAAAACAGAUGAAAAAAGGAAACUCAUCUGUUCACCUUUAGAUUACUUUUCUUUUAAAGAAGAUUUAUUGGAUAAGUAUCCUCUACUUGAUUGUCAAAUUAAGUCGGAACAAGAACAAAAACCCAAAGGUCUGUCUGAUUUGUCAGAACUUAAUAAGAAGUUUGAACAAUUAAUGGCUAUAAAUGAUCAAUGCUCCUCAAUAUCCAAUUAUAUUGAUUAUCCUCGAACAAACAAAACCCAUUCUGUUUUAAGUCAGUUGCCUCAACAAAAUAUCCAUCUUUCAACUCCCAUGCCAUCCCCAUCGAUAGAACCGAGUGAAUUCAUGAGUGGUGGAGAAAAGAUUCGAAAGUCAUAUCAAGUAAACCAAAGUAUUCCAUUUAUUUAUCCUCAAACCACAGAUGAUAUUGAAGUCCCCUUGGCCAUUAAAGAAGCUGAUGAGAUCUUGAAAGCCAAUAUUUACGAUAGUUAUUCCGAUAAAAGACUUUGGAAUGAAAGACAGAAGUUCAUGUCACAAGAAAGAGGGUAUAUUAAUCAAUAUAAGAAUGCUAAAGAUUAUGAUGAAUUUGAAUUUGAUUAUAAUGAAGGUCUCUAUAAGGAAUACCCUCGGAAUAAAUUUGAAAUCAGUUCUAUUUUAAAUGUGGAAAAGUUUUAUGAUGAGAAUCUUCAUCAAUUGCAUAGUUUAAUUGAAGUUUUAUUAGAAACUUUAAAAUCCAAUGAUUUGGAUUUGAAUUUGAAUUAUUUUGAAUGGGAAUUGGGGUCCAAUUAUCAACAAAAUAGAAGCAUUGAAUUUGAUGAAAGUGCCAGGCAAAGAGUUAAUUUUGUUAUGAUGCAACAAUUGGAAGUUUAUCAGCUGAAAGAAUUGAUAUUAAAAGUUAGUUGCAAUAUUAUUAUCUUAUUAUUACGAUGGUUUAAAGUCAACCAUAUUCUUAAGGCUUAUUAUUUGCUGACGAUUUUAUUUGAUCAACAAUUUUUGUCCACAUCAUUAGAUUAUUUGGGAAGAAGUUUUAAUAAUUCCAAUUUACAGGCACAAGACCCCACCAAGGAAGAAGACCAUAAUAAUAAUAUUUCAACCAGUGCCAAUAAUGCCACUAAAGAUGAUUUAACAGAAUACCAAAAGUUAAUCAAUGAGAACAAGUUAAUGAACCCUUCAAUUGAAUUAAAGAAGUUUGAAUUCUUUAAUAAUUGCCACAAUAAAACAACGGAAACUGAAUCAUUUGAAUUGAUCAAUAAAACUUAUAUUCUGACAUUACCCCGAGUUAUUGAUAAAGAUAACAUUAAUAACAUUUUCAUUACCAAAUAUAAUAAGAAUUUCUGUUCCAUUUUGGUGAACUUGAUGAAUAUCACCAAUAAAGUGCUUAUCAAGGGGAUUACUCAACGAAUCUUCAGUAUUAAUGAAUUGAAACCUUCAGAACUUUUCAAAAUGUUACUUUUGAAUUAUGAUAAUGAACAUUUGAAUAAACCAACCCUCAAGACUUUAAAGAAAUUAGUACCUUAUCAAGGCCGGAAAUGGAAAUCCAUGAAUAUGGAUUUGAUCUCAUUAAUAUAUCUUAAUUUGAGAUUAUCACUUAAAGAUAAUUGGUUAAGUGGGAAGGACUUGGAAACUGAUUACAAUAAGAGUUUUGAUCAAGAAGUGGCUUUACGGUGUAUGCUACAAUUUUACAAUAUGAGAAAGUAUCCUAAAAGAAUGGAACAUAUGGGGUAUACACUAGAAUUUGAUGGUAUACCUGACCUAUCAAUUUAG
Molecule: messenger RNA, 2727 nt
Organism: Lizanozyma spartinae
Lineage: Eukaryota; Fungi; Ascomycota; Pichiomycetes; Serinales; Debaryomycetaceae
Gene: FAR11
Exons: 1
Coding region: 1-2727 (908 amino acids)
Biological process (GO): cytoskeleton organization
Cellular component (GO): cytosol
Source: RefSeq, a predicted model, not a curated record